Molecule: messenger RNA, 1383 nt
Organism: Emys orbicularis (European pond turtle)
Lineage: Eukaryota; Metazoa; Chordata; Testudines; Emydidae
Gene: FIBCD1
Product: fibrinogen C domain containing 1
Exons: 7
Coding region: 1-1383 (460 amino acids)
Source: RefSeq, a predicted model, not a curated record
AUGGUCAACGAUCGAUGGAAAGACAUGGGGAGAGCGUCUCCCCUCGAGGACGGGCAGCAGGAGAAAUCCCAGAGAAUGAGCUGCGGCUACAUCCUGUGCACGGUCCUCCUGUCUGUGGCCGUCCUCCUGGCCGUUACCGUCACCGGCGCCAUCCUCUUCAUGAACCACUAUCACACCCCUGUCACGGAGUCCCCGCCCAUCAUCAGCACCAACCCCGAGGAGGCCAAUGCCCUGGUCACCAUCGAGAAGGUGGACAGCUCCCGCAUCAACAUCUUCAUUGACCCCAACUGUCCGGACCAAGCCGGCAGCUUCACCCGCCUGGAGGGCUUCCAGUCCUCCGUGCUGCGGGCCGUGACAGACCACGACACUGAGAUGAAGUCAUCCAAGGGGCAGGAGCGGGCCCUGCUGGUCACUGUGGCGGAUGAGGUGGCCAAGCUCCUGACCCACGCCACUCAGCUGAGAGCCGACUGUGACAUCCUGAAGAAGGGACACAACGCUAUGGGGCAGGAACUCAACGCCCUGCAGAACGAGCAGGGGCGGCUGAUACAGCUGCUCUCGGAGAGCCAGACCAACAUGGCUCGGCUGGUGAGCUCUGUCAGCGACGUCCUGGACACGCUGCAGAAGGAUCGAGGCAUGGCCAGGCCUCGGCUCAAAGCCGACCUGCAGAGACCUCCAGCCCGGGGAGCCCGGCUCCGGGGAUGUUCCAAUGGCUCGCGGCCCCGGGACUGCUUUGACAUCUACGCGAGCGGACAACAAGAGGACGGCAUUUACUCCAUCUUCCCCACUCAUUAUCUCUCAGGCUUCCAGGUCUACUGCGACAUGACGACGGACGGAGGGGGGUGGACGGUUUUCCAGCGGCGGGAGGAUGGCUCGGUGAAUUUUUUCCGCGGAUGGGAAGCAUACCGGGAUGGAUUCGGGAAGCUGACGGGAGAGCACUGGCUAGGGCUGGCACGGCUCCACGCCCUGACCACGCAGGCCAGCUACGAGCUGCGCAUCGACCUGGAGGACUUUGACAACGGCACGGCCUUCGCCCAGUACGGCACCUUCGGCGUGGGCCUGUUCUCCGUGGACCCGGAGGAGGACGGCUACCCAGUCACCAUCGCCGACUACUCCGGAACAGCAGGAGACUCCUUCCUGAAGCACAACGGCAUGAAGUUCACCACCAAAGACCUGGACAACGACCAUUCGGAGAACAACUGCGCCGCCUUCUACCACGGGGCCUGGUGGUAUCGCAACUGCCACACCUCCAACCUCAACGGGCAGUACCUCAAGGGCCACCACAGCUCCUACGCCGACGGCGUCGAGUGGUCCUCCUGGACGGGCUGGCAGUACUCCCUCAAAUUCACCGAGAUGAAGAUCCGGCCUGUCAGAGAGGAGAAUUAG